AUGAGGGGAGUCAGUGUGUGGGGAGUGGGGGUCAGUGUGGUGGGUGGUGGGGAGUGGGGGUGUGGUGGGAAGUGUGGGAUGAGGGGAGUCAGUGUGUGGGGAGUGGGGGUCAGUGUGGUGGGUGGUGGGGAGUGGGGGGUGAGGGGGUUCAGUGUGGAGGUGUGGGAUGAGGGGGGUCAGUGUGUGGGGAGUGGGGGUCAGUGUGGUGGGUGGUGGGGAGUGGGGAGUGAGGGGAGUCAGUGUGGUGGGGAGUGGGGGAUGAGGGGGUCAGUGUGGUGGGGAGUGGGGGAUGAGAAGGUGUGGCAGGGAGUGGGGGGUGAGGGGGGUCAGUGUGGUGGGGAGUGGGGGAUGAGGGGGGGAGUGGGGGAUCAGUGUGGUGGGGAGUGGAUGAGGGGGGGGGGGGUCAGUGUGGUGGGGAGUGGUGGGGAGUGGGGGAUGAGAACCAGCUCCCAAAAGCCACCCACCUCUCCAUCCUCCUCCCCUGCCUUCCCCUUCCCCUCUUUUCUCUAA
Molecule: messenger RNA, 510 nt
Organism: Knipowitschia caucasica
Lineage: Eukaryota; Metazoa; Chordata; Actinopteri; Gobiiformes; Gobiidae
Source: the annotation of a GenBank genome assembly